GUGAGGAUAUUUAUUAUUUGCCUUUUAAGUUGAAGAGCAUUGACUUCGCCAUGUUUCCUUAGCCUAAACUUUUAUAUUUUUUUUUCCUAGAAAAUGGCACAUCACUACUUUCCUAUUGCUGAUCUGAAAAAGGCCUUGGCCUUACUGAAACCUGUAACUUCUACUGCAUUGGUCUCACAAGCUACUACACCAGCCCUAGAUGUCACGAAAGCUGCUUUGAAUAGGGCCUUGACCUUACCAAAGCCUGUAGCUCCUACUGUAUCGGUCUUACAAGCUACUGGGGGUGCUACACCAACCCUAGAAGUCACGAAAGCUGCUCUGAAUAAGGCCUUGACCUUGCCGAAACCUGUAGCUCCUACUGCAUUGGCCUCAGAAACAGCUGGGGGUGCUUUUGCUACCUCAGUCCUAGAAACCAUGGAAACUGCUCUGUAUAAGGAGGCUUUAGCUUUAUCGAGUCUUGCUCCGCCUAUUGCACGGGCUUCAGAAAGAGUUUCAACUAUCGCUGUGGUCCCUGCGGCUAGAGCACCUCCUGCCACACCAGAAAUAGCCGUUCCAGUUACUCCUAGUCCACCUGCGCCAAUGGAUUGGAGAACUGCACAAGUAGAGCCAGUUGUAACUGUACCUCCAUAUGUGGACAUAAAUGCUGCAGCUAAGCUUCCACCUGUGAUACCUGCAGCGCUAAAACCGAUGCUAGCGACGGCACCAGUGACAAUGACAGGGGCUAUAACAGCACCAGCGACUGCUGCGACUCCGAUAGCGGCAGCCUUUCCUAAUAUCGACAUGUUAUUAUUAUUAUUCAAGGAGAGAAAGGAAAGGGUUAAGAGGAGAGAAAGGUUAUCCUUUUGUCAAUUUUCCAGAGCCUUACUUGUCAACUUAUUCUCUUUGGGUAUUUCCCCCGUGGCACACUUGCACUUUUGUUCGGAGGCAAAUGUGUAUGGUAAAAUGUUAAGCAGCAUCCAUAGAGCGAUGCUCCAGCGCGUGAUUUUAAUAGCCAUCUUGAUGAAAGAAAGUGUCAAAAAUGAUGGGGAAAUGAAUAACGAAAGCAAAAUCAGGGCUCAGAGAAAAAAUGAAGAGAGAGGAAUGGCCUGUGGAUUCUUUUAGUUAUUGAUGCUGAUUCGAUGAAUGCUGCCCUCAUUAGACAUUAAGCACAUUCAUAAUUGCAAUCAUU
Lobosporangium transversale is the source of this 1168-nucleotide messenger RNA. RefSeq lists its product as hypothetical. The record is from RefSeq and is a predicted model, not a curated record. Lineage: Eukaryota; Fungi; Mortierellomycota; Mortierellomycetes; Mortierellales; Mortierellaceae. The transcript has a single exon. The coding region runs from base 94 to 1101 and encodes 335 amino acids.